Molecule: messenger RNA, 1153 nt
Organism: Chenopodium quinoa (quinoa)
Lineage: Eukaryota; Viridiplantae; Streptophyta; Magnoliopsida; Caryophyllales; Amaranthaceae
Product: B3 domain-containing protein At3g19184-like
Exons: 7
Coding region: 194-889 (231 amino acids)
Molecular function (GO): DNA binding
Source: RefSeq, a predicted model, not a curated record
AGUAGCGCUCAAAAAGACACAAAUGCCUUAAAAUAGAAAGUUUACUCGAAUUAAAUACAGAAAGUGUACUAUUCACAAUUUGAGAAUCAGAAAAAUUCAUUGUAAGUCCAAAAGCUCCACCAAUUUCUGAAGAAAGAACUCAUCAAUCAGAAAGGUCAUUCCUUUCGUUUCCGGUUUCGGUUUCGGGUUGAAAAUGGUGACAGCAACAGCAAGCUAUGAAGACAAAAGGAAGCAGAGAUUGGAGGAAAACAAGAAAAGGAUGGAGCAACUUAAUCUCCAUAAACUUGCUCAAGCUCUUAAACCUUCCCCCAGAAAAACCCAUUAUUCUUCCCCUGCCAAGAAGGUGAAGGCAAGAUCAAGCGAUUUCGGUGUCUCGUCUGUUCGUCGUUCGUCUCGAACGGCUGAUAAACCUCCUCCCAAUUACAAAGAGUAUGCAAUGGAGCCUAUUUCGGAAGUUAGAAGGAUAUACAAGUACAAGAGAAGGGAUAUUCUGAAUCGAGUUUACGCCUCGGAUAAGGAUAGGGUUUAUGCUAUUGAGAGAGCUGAAGAACUUGAACAACAAUUAGGCUCGGAAUUUCCUGCCUUCAUCAAACCAAUGCUUCAAUCUCAUGUUACUGGAGGGUUUUGGUUGAGUUUUCCUAUCCCAUUUUGCAAGAUCCACCUUCCAGAUGACGACGAGAUGGUCACUCUAGUUGAUGAAGAUGGUGAUGAAUGGAAGGCCAAGUACCUUGCUAGAAAGAAUGGACUUAGUGGUGGAUGGAGAGGAUUUUCUAUUGAUCAUGAAUUGGUUGAUGGAGAUGCCCUUGUUUUCCAGCUCAUUGAACCAACUACCUUUAAGGUCUACAUCAUUCGGGUGAAUUCCACUGAAGAAGAUGAAGAGCAGGAAUAGUGAGGGGACAGAAAGGCUGCCAAAAAAAAAAUAAAAUAGAGCAGGUAAAGGUUGAUGAUGAUGCUGAGGUUACUUCCAGAUUCAUUUUGCUUAAAAAAACGGUCAUAGGCUCAUUACUUGUUAGCGUUUGAAGACUAUCUUAUCUUCCAUUUUGACUUCGGAUAGGCUAUGGUUCGUGUAUGUAGUUGACUCAAUGAAGAAAUAUAUUUUGACUGUAGAAGAACCCAAGUAAUUACAUAAUGUGAAUAUGGUACCUUUUAAACA